AUGGCGGUCGUCUCACCGUCUCCUGUGCGCGCCCGUGCGAAUCCUGCUUCGUUUGCCCGCUUUCACAGUGCAUCCUCUGUUCCCAGGAGGAAUUUGGCGCACAGGUCGUUGACUGUGCGCAGAGUUUGUAGCGCUGGUGGUAGCUACGCGCAGAGCUUCCGCCGACCUCCCGCCAUCUCCUGCGCCCUUGCGACCCCCCCGGAUCCCGCGCCCUUGGAAGGGCCCGCCAAGGCGCUGGGCGGAACUCCCGUCACCCCCGCUGGAGAGCUCAAUUCGGGGGAAGGAAACGCGAAGACUCUUGACGACUUGUUUGACUCGGAGGUGAAAUCGCGCGACGAGUUCGUGUGGGAGAAAAACUGGUACCCUGUGGCUUUAAUCGAAGACCUCGACCCGAGCCGCCCGACGGCGUUCCAGCUCCUAGGCCGCGACUUGGUGAUCUGGCGCGACUCGCAGGGCAUAUGGCGGGCGCACGCGGACCGCUGCCCGCACCGCCUCGUGCCGCUCUCCGAAGGCCGAUUGGACGAGAAUGGGUUGCUACAGUGCCCGUACCACGGCUGGUCGUUCCGAGGCGACGGGACGUGCGCUGUCAUCCCCCAAGCCUCGGACUCAGGCCCGGAAUCCCGAGCCUGUUCCUCGUCCCGAGCCUGCGUAGCUUCGUACCCGGCCCUGGUUUCCCAAGGGCUUCUGUUUGUCUGGCCGGAGGAAGGGCGAUGGGAGGAGGCUCUAGCUGUCGAGCCGCCGCGAUUGCCGGACGUGUUUGAAGAUGAGGGGUUUUCGAGUGUGACUAUACAGAGGGACCUGUAUUACGGAUUCGAUACGCUCAUGGAGAACGUAUCCGACCCUUCCCAUAUCGAAUUCGCGCAUCACAAGGUCACGGGGCGAAGGGACCGAGCCAAGCCGCUGCCCUUCAACAUCACAUCCAGUGGACCGUUCGGGUUUUCGGCCACCACUGAUACAAGCACACCCGUUACAGUCACACCCGCUAAUAGCCCCGAUACAAGCACACCUGAUACCACCUCUGCUGGUGACGGCUCAACACCUCGUAUUUCCUCCUGGUUCAUGGCACCCUGCUCCUUCUUCAGCCGAAUCGACCUCUUCCCAACUAUCCCCGUUAUAGGCAGGCAGCACUGGCAGCUGUGGAUCUGCUCCUUUAACGUCCCCAUGGGUCCCGGAAAAACGAGGUCUAUUGUUUGCAGCGCGAGGAAUUUCGCCCGGCUGACCGUCCCUGGGGGCAAAUGGUGGCAGCUGUACCCGCGGUGGCUGGAGCAUCUCACAUCAAAUCUGAUCUACGAUGGAGAUAUGAUUGUGCUGCAGGGUCAGGAGAAGGUUUUGAAGGGUGGAGGAGGGGGAGGGGGUGGGGUGCCGUAUAGUAAGCUGACUUACACCCCAGCAGCAGCUGACAGGAUGGUUUUGGCUUUCCGGAACUGGCUUCGUAGGUACGGUGGCGGUGAACCUGCUUGGGAUCCGAGCCUAACUGCAGGUCCGGGAGGCGCCGCACCUCUCCCGUCCACGGUUCUGUCCCGGGCAGAAAUGCUCGACCGGCUCGGGCAGCACACAGAAAAAUGCUCCUCCUGCCGGGCAGCUCUGAAAAAUGUGAGGAGGCUGGCUGCUGUGUUGGCAGGGGCAGCGGCGGUGCUUUUAGCAGCAGCAGCAGCAGUGGCGCCCGGGGAGGUGGUGGGGGUUGGAGGGAAGGCAGGGCUAGCAGUGGGAGCGGUGGUGGCGCUGGCAGGUGCUGCUUGGCUCAAGUAUGAGCUUGAACCGCAUUUUGUUCAUCGGGACUACGUGCAUGCUGACGUGGAGUGA
Molecule: messenger RNA, 1803 nt
Organism: Closterium sp. NIES-65
Lineage: Eukaryota; Viridiplantae; Streptophyta; Zygnematophyceae; Desmidiales; Closteriaceae
Source: the annotation of a GenBank genome assembly